This is a messenger RNA of Anthostomella pinea, 1425 nucleotides long. The record is from the annotation of a GenBank genome assembly. NCBI's taxonomy places the organism in Eukaryota, Fungi, Ascomycota, Sordariomycetes, Xylariales, Xylariaceae.
AUGUCUGACCUCAAGGCCUCCGUGAAAGAGACCAAGAACGGCUUCCACGUCGAGGGCUACGAGAAGAUCGAAUAUGACUUCGCCUUCGUGGAUGGCGUCUUCGACGUUGCCAACUCGAACCUCGCGGACUGCUAUAAGAAAUGGGGCCGGAGGGUUCUCGCCGUGACAGACAAGAAUGUCUUCGCUCAGUACGGUCAGAAGAUGGAGAAGUAUUUCGAGCAUUACAAUCUUGAACUCAAGAUUCAUCAAACAUCGAUCGGAGAGAAGGCGAAGACCAUCGACACAUUCCUCAGCAUUGCUGAUUCGAUGACUGAGUUUGGCAUUAUCCGAAAGGAACCUGUGCUCGUCGUUGGAGGAGGACUAGUAACAGAUGUUGCUGGCUUUGCGUGCGCCGCAUACCGCCGCAACACCAAUUUCAUCCGCGUCCCAACGACCGUCAUCGGUCUCAUCGACGCCAGUGUGAGCAUCAAGGUCGCCGUCAACUACGGACGGUACAAGAACCGCCUUGGAGCCUAUCACGCACCCUUGCACACGUUCCUUGACUUCACCUUCCUCCGGACCCUGCCCAUUGCGCAGGUUCGGAACGGGUUCGCGGAGCUGAUCAAGAUCUCCUCCUGUUCUCACCUGCAAGUCUUCGACCUGCUGGACAAGUUCUGCGAGCAGCUUAUCGAGACCAAGUUUGGACGGGCUGAUGAGGCUUCUAUGGAGGUUCGACAAGCCGCUGAUACAAUCAACCGUGAGGGUAUCUACGAGAUGCUCAAGUUAGAGACCCCCAAUCUCCAUGAGAUCGGACUGGACCGCGUAAUCGCAUACGGCCACACAUGGUCGCCGCUGCACGAACUCAUCCCCGAGACGCCCCUGCGACACGGCCACGCCAUCUCCAUUGACAUGGCCUACUCAGCUACGCUGGCUAACCAGCGCAAGCUGCUCUCCGACGAGGAGCACCACCGCCUAUUCAACCUAUUCUCGAGAGCUGGACUCUCCAUCGACCACCCCCAAUUCGAUGAUGACGUCCUGGACAAGGGCACGGCAGCGAUCCUCAAGACACGAGACGGUAAACUGCGGCUCGCCGUACCCAACCCCCUGGGAUCAUGCAGUUUUAUCAACGACGUCACGGCGCAGGAGUUGAGAGACGCUCUGCGCAAGCACAAGGAGAUGGCCAAGACGUACCCACGCGAGGGCGCUGGCGUUGAGGCCUACGUCGACAGCAGCGACACAGGCUACACGGACCUGGCGUCCGAGAACCUGAGCGUCGAGAAGGCGGCGAAGGAGGCGGGCGUCCUGUCCGAGAGCCAGAGCGUGGGCAACGGCUUGUCUGGCCAAACGAACGGGCAUGCCAACGGCAAGACCAAUGGCCAUAGCAAUGGUGACGGCCUGCUGGAGAAGGCAAAGGCGGCUGUCAAUGGCAUCAAGGCGCAAGCGUGA